This is a messenger RNA of Alternaria arbusti, 303 nucleotides long. RefSeq lists its product as uncharacterized. Lineage: Eukaryota; Fungi; Ascomycota; Dothideomycetes; Pleosporales; Pleosporaceae. The coding region runs from base 1 to 303 and encodes 100 amino acids. The transcript has 2 exons. The record is from RefSeq and is a predicted model, not a curated record.
AUGACAUCCUCAACCCCCUCCACCACCCCCUCCAUACCAACCCUCCACACCAAAGCCGAGUACCUCAAAGCCGUCAUGUACGAAGGCGUCACCAUCCUCGAAGGCACAGCCACCUGGUGCAAGAACUGCCACAUCGUCGCCCCUGAAGUCGCAAAGAUGGUGGCUGAGUACCCAAAUGUCAAGUUUUAUACGUAUGAUGUGGAGGAGUGUGAGGAUAUUGCGCAGGAGCUGGGGGUUAGGAGAUGGGGAUAUUAUGGAGGGGGUUACCGGGGCGAAGCCGAAGGAGGUGAGGAGGGCUAUUGA